AUGGGUGUCCUUAUCAAUCUCCGAGGUCGAAGCCUCUACUGGCUGAUGAAGUUCAUCUGCGGGACUUCCUUCAUGAUGUAUGGGUACGAUGCUGGCGUGCUCGGUGGUGUCGUUUUACACAAGCCAUUCCUGGAUGCGAUUGGCAAUCCGACUGGAGAAUGGGUCAUACCGUGGAUCUCCAGCUCCUACUCGUUGUCGGCAUGUAUCACCUGUUUGAUCGUGGCCACCUUUGCCUUCAAGAUUGGCCGGCGAGGGACUAUUCUUUUGGGCAACGCUGCCGCCGUUGUCGGCUCAAUCAUCCAAGCGACGGCCAACUCUGUGGCACAACUCACUGUUGGUCGGAUCAUCACUGGCUUUGCUAUCGGCUGCAUCUCCAGCGCUGUGCCCACCUACUUGGCGGAGACGGGUGUCGAAAUCGGGGACCGUGGCCCAGCCAAUGCAUUCAAUGCCAUAAUGCUUAUUAGCGGUGUCCCGCUGGCGUACUGGAUAGAUUACGGGUGCAUCAAGUCCGACGGCCAAUGGAGCUGGAGAGUGCCCAUUGCUUUUCAAUGUAUUUUUGCUCUGAUUGCAGGCAUCUGCAUGCUCUUCCUCCCGGACACACCGCGAUACUACUAUGCGAAAAACCGACACGCCGAAGGCGACGAUGCCCUAGAACGCCUAAAUGACGCACCCAUCGACUCGGAACAAGUCCAGAGGAUCAAGCGCGAGAUUCUCGUUGCCAUUGAAGCAGAAGAGGAGGCAAAGUCUAGUUUACACUGGAAGGCAUUCACCACUAGUGGCAUCAUCGACCGCACGCCCAUGAAGAUCAUCCGACGGCUCUGCAUCUGCUUUUGGCUUCCCAUGAUCAGAGAGUGGAUGGGCUCUUCAUUGCUCGCCUAUUGGAGCUCCGUCAUCCUCAGCCGAGUCGGUGCAGCCCCUUCCCUGGUCAGCCUGCUCGCAGGGAUCCUCAAUAUCUGCUUUGCCCUAGGCUGCGUCCCGCUCUACUUCACCAUCGAGAAAGUCGGACGUCGAUCGGUCCUUCUCUACGGAGCCUGUGUCAUGUCCGUGUUGAUGCUCAUCUUCACCGUCCUCCAAGCCGUGCCGGCGACGCAUUCCGUUCAGUGGGCAGGGAUCGGCAUCAUCUUCGCCUUCCUGUUUGUGUUUGGGUAUGCCUGGCAGGGCUGCGUGUGGCUGUACUGCUCCGAGAUCGCGCCGCUCGAGUACCGACACAUUGGCGGCGCGUUCACGGGCUUUGGCGAGUGGCUGAUGACCUUCAUCACCGUCUUCGCGGGUCCCAUCGGCCUGACCAACGUGGGCUGGAAGUUCUGGCUGUGGGUCCUCAGCGGCAACCUCGUGGCCGUCGUCUUCGUCUUCUUCCUGUGCCCCGAGACCGGCGGCAAGACCCUCGAGCAGGUCGACUUCCUCUUCUCCAAGAGCGCCUUUGUCGCCGGCAUGAAGAAGGCCGAGCGUGGUCUGGACGACGAUGACGAGGAAGCCGCCAACGACCGCUGGAUCGAGCUUCAGGGGAAAACUGCCGAGCAGCGUAUCGAGGUCAAGGGCUAG
Messenger RNA from Fonsecaea nubica, 1542 nucleotides. RefSeq lists its product as hypothetical. The record is from RefSeq and is a predicted model, not a curated record. NCBI's taxonomy places the organism in Eukaryota, Fungi, Ascomycota, Eurotiomycetes, Chaetothyriales, Herpotrichiellaceae. Gene Ontology annotation, cellular component: membrane. The coding region runs from base 1 to 1542 and encodes 513 amino acids. Gene Ontology annotation, molecular function: carbohydrate:proton symporter activity. The transcript is spliced from 3 exons. Gene Ontology annotation, biological process: carbohydrate transport; transmembrane transport.